Molecule: messenger RNA, 1160 nt
Organism: Camelina sativa (false flax)
Lineage: Eukaryota; Viridiplantae; Streptophyta; Magnoliopsida; Brassicales; Brassicaceae
Product: soluble inorganic pyrophosphatase 4
Biological process (GO): phosphate-containing compound metabolic process
Cellular component (GO): cytoplasm
Molecular function (GO): inorganic diphosphate phosphatase activity; magnesium ion binding
Source: RefSeq, a predicted model, not a curated record
CCUUCAAAUAGCACAGAAACAGAGAGACAGAACAGAGCGGGAACGCGUCUAGUUUACAGCUUUCUUCUAAUCUCCUUUAGCUUUUCUCUCUAUACUCUUCCUUCUCUCUCUCUCUCUCUUUACAUCGGUGUGUGCUUCUUCUCGGGUUCACUCUUCUUGAGAUCUGUGCCUUUGUUUCUUCUUCAUUCAAACGCUUUUUGCUCUCGGUAGAUUGGUUCGAUUCGCUACAGCAAAAUGGCGCCACCGAUUGAGAUUCCUGCCAAGAGUUAUGUUGAGAAACAUGUUGCACUUCCUACCCUUAAUGAGAGGAUACUUUCUUCCAUGAGCCACAGAUCAGUUGCUGCACACCCAUGGCAUGAUCUUGAGAUUGGACCUGAAGCCCCAAUUAUCUUCAACUGUGUGGUUGAGAUAGGAAAGGGGAGCAAAGUGAAGUAUGAACUCGACAAAACUACGGGUCUCAUUAAGGUCGAUCGUAUUCUUUACUCAUCUGUCGUUUACCCACACAACUAUGGGUUCAUUCCGCGUACUCUUUGUGAGGACAGUGAUCCUAUUGAUGUUCUCGUCAUCAUGCAGGAACCAGUGAUCCCAGGAUGCUUUCUUCGGGCCAAAGCUAUUGGUCUUAUGCCAAUGAUUGAUCAGGGUGAGAAAGACGACAAGAUUAUUGCUGUCUGCGCUGAUGAUCCAGAGUAUCGUCAUUACAACGACAUCAGUGAGCUUCCGCCUCAUCGUAUGGCUGAGAUCCGUCGUUUCUUUGAAGACUAUAAGAAAAACGAGAACAAGGAAGUAGCCGUGAACGACUUCCUUCCGGCAACAGCAGCCUACGACGCAGUUCAGCAUUCCAUGGAUCUCUAUGCGGACUACGUCGUGGAGAACCUGAGACGUUGAUUGACCAACCCAAGCAAUGGAACGAGAGCUUACAACUGCAUUAUUCACAUUUUGUUUUCUUGACAGAUGUGAAAGGUGUAAAACACAAAUAUAAAUAUACAUAUAAAAAUGUGAGGGUUCUCAAAGGAUAUAUAUUUGUGUAUGUCCUCUGUUGAAUCCGGUAUAUGAUGCCGAUAAUUCAAAGACUAAAACUGGGAUUUUACCCAUUUGUUUUCUAUCACUUUUUUUUGAAUUAUGGAGUCAUUUCCUAUAUCUUGAUUAAUUUUUUCUUUUCA